Molecule: messenger RNA, 1596 nt
Organism: Drosophila elegans
Lineage: Eukaryota; Metazoa; Arthropoda; Insecta; Diptera; Drosophilidae
Product: T-box-containing protein TBX6L
Exons: 5
Coding region: 106-1350 (414 amino acids)
Biological process (GO): positive regulation of DNA-templated transcription; heart development; cell fate specification
Cellular component (GO): nucleus
Molecular function (GO): DNA-binding transcription factor activity, RNA polymerase II-specific; RNA polymerase II cis-regulatory region sequence-specific DNA binding
Source: RefSeq, a predicted model, not a curated record
CAAACCGAUCAGUUCGUGCUCCAGUCGUCGCCACUCGAUCGACUUUCCCACGGACCCACUUCACCCGCAAAGAACAAGAUUACUUAUCACCACGAAGAACCCAACAUGUUGACCUUGCCCAACAUCGCCGAUCUGCGUCUGCAGCAUCAGAUCGCCCAGGAAAUAUACCGCCAGCAGAUUAUGCAACGAUUGCCGGAUCCCCUGUGCGGCCUACUGCCGAAUUUUGCCGGACACUUUCUGCCGCCGCCGCCGCCGCCACCACAACCCACGUUACCCGGGGAUGUGGAGGCCAAACUGGAGAACAAUGAACUGUGGCAGCAGUUCCACAGCAUCGGCACCGAGAUGAUCAUCACCAAGUGCGGCAGGCGGAUGUUCCCCUCGAUGCGCGUUUCUCUCAGUGGACUGGAGGAGGAGGCCAGCUACUGCGUCCUGCUCGAGAUGGUGCCCAUCGGCGAUUGCCGCUACAAGUUCUCCGGAUCCCAGUGGGUUCCGGCCGGCGGUGCCGAGCCCCAGAGCCCCCAGCGAAUGUAUCUGCAUCCGGAGAGUCCGGCUACGGGAAAACACUGGCAGUCACAGGCCCUGCUUUUCAGCAAAGUCAAGCUCACGAACAACACCCUGGAUAACAAUGGACAUAUCGUCCUGGCCAGCAUGCACAAGUAUCAGCCGCGUCUGCAUGUUAUACGCACCUCUGAUCUCGGCCAGAUUCCCUGGGCCCCCCAGCAGGCCUUUGUGUUCCCGGAGACGGAGUUUAUAGCCGUAACAGCUUAUCAGAAUGACCGCAUAACCAAGCUGAAGAUCGACAACAAUCCCUUUGCCAAGGGAUUCCGUGAGUCGGGUCAGUCGAGGUGCAAGAGGAAGAUCAAUGACUCGCCACCGCCAUCGCAGACGGAGGUUAACCAGGUGGAUGCGAUGCCAUCGCCGUUAGCCAAGCGGUUGCGACUGGUGGAGGAAAUUCCUCAGCAUCAUCAGAGCCAUCCGAGCGUUCCAAUGCAGCGUCACUAUCUGCUGGACACUCGGGAAGCCAAUUUCUAUGUGCCAGUGCCAGUGGCAGCGCCACCGCCGCCGGCCAUCGAGUAUGCCAGGCACAACGGUGGCUAUCCAAGUUGGGCCUAUACCCCGCCAUCGCCGGCCUCAUCCGUCUCCUCUUCGUCCAGCGGUGAGUCUGCUGCCGACCGCGAGGCAGAUGCCGACACCUUUGUCGAUGUGGUCGGAACUGCACCACCUGCUGCCGCUUCUCCCGCCCCAGUUUCUGCUACAGCUCCCCAACCGUCCAGCGAUCCAGCAAUGCCGAAGCCGAAACGAAGCAGCUUCAGCAUCUCGGACAUAUUAGGAACCAGCUCGUCCAUUUAAACUGCGUCCAGUUGGGUCGGUCCAUGUGCUCCCAUUUGGAUUGAAAUCGGUGCCUUGUACAUUUAAUUAGCGUUUAGUUGCCAUCGUCUGCGUAGUGUCUAAGCUGAAUUGUGAUAUUUUGCAGUUAAUUAGGAUUUCCAGGUAUUUGCCAUCAGUAUUUAUCGUAUUUAUUAUGCAAUUUUAAUUGUUCACAUGAUUUCGUAAUGGAUUUAUUGUCUUUGGCAUUUUAAUGCGGGAUAAAUAAAA